AUGACACGAAAGAGAAGCAACAAGGCUCAACCAGCCGCCGUGAAAAAACCAGUCCAAGCAAGCAUAUCUCUUCCCACUACUGUUUCGGCUAUUAGGAACGAUCCGAAUCUCGGAUACAAACUUCGUGCACUAAUAUACGACUUACUCAACAUCUCUCGAGACCCUUGUUCGGAGAGGCGCUUGAAUACCACUACCGACGAGCAUUAUCUUAGCCUACCUUACUUCUCGUCGGAAGAAUCACAAGUAAUUAAGAAUGCCGUCAUCGACGUCGAGCCGGCGCUGUAUAAUGUUCCCGGGGACUUUGGCGAGGAUGACGCCCGGCUGAUCUCGAGGUCUGUGGCAGACGCCUUGGAGCUGGUUCUUUCAGGUUUUUUCGACAAGAGGCGUGCCAGCGGUGAUUCUAGGCCUUGUGGACCGCAUCAUCUCGCGCCUCUCUACGCUGCGCUGUAUGGGAUUAACUUGGCUGAGCUUCAAGACGCGAAAUUUCUUGCUCGUCUUAGAAGAAAUGGCAUUUGA
This is a messenger RNA of Cordyceps militaris CM01, 516 nucleotides long. RefSeq lists its product as uncharacterized. The record is from RefSeq and is a predicted model, not a curated record. The coding region runs from base 1 to 516 and encodes 171 amino acids. Lineage: Eukaryota; Fungi; Ascomycota; Sordariomycetes; Hypocreales; Cordycipitaceae. The transcript has a single exon.